UUCCUGCUGCUCUUACUUCCUGUUUAGUGCACAGCAUAUCGCUUCGUGUUGUCUCGUUUUCUGUCGGUGUCGUGUUUUGUGUUAUUAUUUUGUGUUUGUCUCUGGACCCAGACACACACAUCUGCACCAGCUAACACCGGACCCACUGGGAGGAUCUGGGUUAAGUGGACCGACACAGAACCGGGAGUUGGGCUGAGUUCUGAUGAGCAGCCGGUGUUUGUCUGGGUUUUCGUGUUCUCGCUCCUGAUGGAUUUUACAUAAACAUUUUAAGUUAAUCCGCUAAUAAUGAGCUGUAUGGUGCUAGUGCUAAUUAGCCCACUCUGCUAACCAGGUUAGUUCAUGAGUGAGUUAUCGCCGCGGCCGUGAACUUUAAGUUUCGGCUGUGUUUUAAAGCGAGUUUGGUCUAAAGCUAAAGGUGCUAAUUUCCACAACAGCUAGGUGGAAGUGGGUUUAAUGUAGUCCGAGUUUGGCUAAACUGGGUUUGAAACGGGCUAAACUUGGCUUAAUGAAAUAACUUUUGUGUUUAAGUUCACUUAGACUUUCAUUUAACAAAAGCUUUAAAGCGGUUCUGCCUGGUUCUCAUUCAGCCGCUCAAACUGGAUUUAGUUGUGGAUUUCUGUUAAGCGGCGUUUUAAACGAGCUGAGACUUGUGUUUCUACUGACACUAGUGACAAGGUCCGGUUUGAAUUUGGUUUAGCCUUACUUGUGUUUUUUUUCCUUUAAGUUAAAUUCUUUAUUUGUGUGAAUGUACUCUGGCCCUGUUUGAGCUCAGAACUGGACGUGACCAUACUUUAUUUAAGUAAUAGUCAUCGUCAUGUGCCCUUUGGCUUUAAAACGCGCUUUAAGCUUCUGAACCCAGGUUGAUUCUGUUUGGACUAGUCCAGUGUUGAACCGGGUCAUACAUGUAGUCUGCCUGGUUUUGACGUGGCUCCGGUACCAGCUUCAAUUAACGUAAACGUUAUCUAUUUCUGGCUUUGUCAGAUUGGAGUGUAAACCUGGGUUUGGACUGGUUUAGACUCACCCAGUGGCCUUGUUGGAUCUCAGGUUUAAAGAGUCCUAAUUAGUAGUAGUUUUUGUGGAUGCAGUUCCACUGGGUCUGAUGGGGGUUUAGUCCCAGGUUCAGCUCGCCAUGGCAGAGCUCCACCAGACUCCCACCUCCCUGUGCUGCUGUCGUAAAUCCCUGUCCAUGUCCGGAGCCCGGUGUGUUGGGGACUCCCGCUGGCCCUCGGAGGCUUCGGGGCUCGGCUCCCCACGAUGUCCCCUAGUGGAUGUGGCCUCAGCGUCCAACUUCAGGUGCUUCCAGCUGCGACAUUUCCACCUGGACCUGCGGCUUAACUUUGCUAUGAAGGAGAUAAGCUGCUGGCUGGUCCUGGACCUGCUGCCCAUCCAGCCGGGGGUCAACACUCUGGUUUUGGAUUCCCAUCCCUCCCUGCUGAUCCACUCCAUAGACUGCAAGGUUCCUAUGGACAGUCAGGAGGAGCCCGUCUCUCUGACAUACAGAGUGGACCCAUUUACUGAUUAUGGAUCAUCGCUCAACAUCAGCCUCCCAACAGCAGCUGUGAAACCAGGACGGCUGAUCCAGAUCACAGUACGCUACACCACCACAGAUGGACCUGCAAUCUGGUGGCUGGACUCUGAGCUGACCUGUGGUCAGUCUCAUCCUUUGGUCUUUACUCAGGGUCACUCUGUGUGUAACCGCUCAUUCUUCCCCUGCUUUGACACACCUGCCGUCAAGAGCACAUACACAGCUACAGUCAGGGUCCCUGACGGAGUGACAGUCCUGAUGAGUGCAUCUCGGAGCUCGUACUCCAAACAGGAACGGGUCUUCACGUUCUCCAUGGAGUUCCCUGUCCCGUCCUACCUGGUGGCACUGGUGGCUGGAGAGUUGCAGCACGUUGAUGUCGGCCCAAGGAGCCGUGUGUGGGCGGAGCCAUGUCUGUUAUCUUGUGCAGUAAAGAAGCUGGGGGGCAGUGUCGAGCACUGCCUGGGUGUGGCUGAGGAGCUGUUUGGACCGUACCUGUGGGGCAGGUGUGACAUUGUGUUCCUGCCGCCGUCCUUCCCCAUUGUUGCUAUGGAGAACCCAUGUCUCACAUUCAUCAUCACAUCUAUUUUGGAGAGUAGCGAGUUCCUGCUGAUUGAUGUGAUCCAUGAGAUCGCUCACGGCUGGUUCGGGAAUGCUGUCACCAAUGCCACCUGGGAGGAGAUGUGGCUGAGUGAGGGCCUGGCGACGUAUGCGCAGAGACGCAUCACUACUGAGGCGUACGGUGAGGCAUUCACCUGUCUGGAAACUGUUGUUCGACUGGACGCCCUCCACCGACAGCUUCGCCUCCUCGGAGACAACAACCCUGUGAGCAAACUGCAGGUCAAGUUUGAGUCAGGUGUAAACCCCAGCACUCUGAUGAAUCUAUUCACCUAUGAGAAGGGCUUCUGCUUCGUGUCGUACCUGUCUCAGCUCUGUGGAGAUGUUAGACGCUUUGACUGUUUCCUCAGGGACUACAUCUCAGAGUUCAAGUUUAAAAGUGUGGUGGCUCAGGACCUCAUUGACUUCUUCCUGCGUUAUUUCCCGGAGCUGCAAGACGCUGCUGUCGCUCAGAGAGAAGGUCUGGAGUUCGAGCGCUGGCUCAGCGACUGCGGACCCCCUCUCUGUGAACCAGAUCUGUCAGCAGGAGUCUCACUGAUCCAGCCGGUGCAGGAUUUGUGUGACCUUUGGAGAACCAGUGAUCCUCCAGACCUGCAGACACUGAUGACUUUUGACAUCUCAGCUUGGAGCACCUUUCAAAUUGUCCUGUUCCUGGACAGAAUGCUGGACCAUUCCCCACUACCACAUGAUGUGAUGGUGAGUCUGUCCAACUGUUACUCUUCUCUGUUUGAUGGUCUGAACGCUGAGGUUCAGAUCCGCUGGCUGCAGAUGGUGGUGAGGAACACGUUCUAUCCUGACCUUCCUCGAGUCAGAGCCUUCCUCCACAAACAUACAUCCAGGAUGUACACAGUACCUCUGUACGAGGACCUGGUUGUUGGUGUGAUGAAGUGCAUUGCCAUAGAGAUCUUCUACCAGACUCAGCGCCGCCUUCACCCGAACCUCAGACGGACAUUACAGCAGAUUCUGUUUCAGACCAGCAACACCCAAACCAAUCCGAGCAGCCCACCUCCACCCAUUAUGGACCCCUCACCCUCCACCCCACCUCCUAACUCUACACACUCGCCACCCGCUGCCACGGUAACUGUCUCCACUACCUCUGCAGGAACGGCUGUUGCAAUUGCUCUGAGGGACGUUAACGUCUCAGCGUGACAUCCACCUGUUCUGUAGAGCCUCUCUGUAGUUACUGGUAAAUGAUGACCAGGCCACAGUGAUGGAAGCAGCAUCUACACAUUCUGAAACACUGAGAGAAGUACAGGAAGAUCUCUCUAGGGAUUUUAAAAUCUGAUUUUUGGGUGGUGUUGAUGAGGGAUGGGUCAGAGGUCGCAACUCAUCAUGUCACUUUAACCUCUUAAGUUCACCUGCUGCCUAAACCUUCAGCUCAGAGACUUUCAGGGACUUGGAAAAUUGAGCUGAUGUUAUGACAAAUCUGUGGCCUGUCGCCCAAAGAUGCAUCCUGUUGUUAAGCACCAAUCUGAUGAAGACUGAAUCACUUUUACUCCUCAGUCCAAUUUAAAGGACAAAUGGAAAUAAGAUGUCAGAGUUUUAAUUCGCCUGCAAUGAUUCUUAGCAGUUUGAUUUUUGUUUAAUUCAACCUGAGAAUUUUCUGACUGACGAAGUUCAGGUUCCUACUUUUCAUUUAUCCUGACAAUGAGAAGAUAUGUUAAAAAUCUGUGAAAGGAUAGGACAGGAAAAAAUCCCCACCUCUGGUGGUCACUAUGUAGUUUUUCCCUCUCCUCUGGUUGGUAACGGCUGUGGACUUUCAGCUGGAACUGGGAAGUGUCUUCUAAUUAAAAUGACCUGCCUUUAAACAAAAGGAACUCUGUGAACUUCUACAUCUAGUUAUCAUUUGAAAUGAAUAAAAUAAAAUAAUAAAAGCUGAUGAGUUCUGAACUGAUCAAUAAAUAAACCAAACUAUUCUAACAUCAGUCUUUCAAGACUUUUCGACAUUAAUCAGACUAUUUCACUUUUGAAACACUUCAGACUGAAUUAUGGUUGGAUUUUAAAACAUUGGUCAAUUCAGAACACGUCAGAACAUUUGGAAUUAACAAUCUAUUUUUUGUUAUUUUUUGUGAAACCACACCAGCUGUUAAGACAUCUUCUUCACAUCAUCUUUAUUAGUUAUGCGGCGCUAGUCUAAUCUGGCUGGUCCCAUUCUUACUUAGCCAAUACGUUUAUCUCUACCUCUAUCUGAUGAAGUAGAACACUGAUGCAGACUGGAGCGCAGAUCUUGAGAGUCAUAUUCAGGGUAUUGGAAUCAUGUGACCUGAGCAGAAACUAAAAAAAAACCAGCAACCUUCUUAAAUUGUCUUCAUCUAAAACUGAUCCUGCACAUAAACCCCAUUCAUUUCUAAUUAUUGUGACAAAAAAGCUGAAACAUUUUUUAUUCCAUUUUUUUAAUUUAUUAAACAAAAUACUAACA
Betta splendens (Siamese fighting fish) is the source of this 4559-nucleotide messenger RNA. It is a transcript of the gene rnpepl1, whose product is annotated as arginyl aminopeptidase like 1. Gene Ontology annotation, biological process: proteolysis. Gene Ontology annotation, molecular function: zinc ion binding; metalloaminopeptidase activity. The coding region runs from base 1130 to 3289 and encodes 719 amino acids. The record is from RefSeq and is a predicted model, not a curated record. The transcript is spliced from 11 exons. NCBI's taxonomy places the organism in Eukaryota, Metazoa, Chordata, Actinopteri, Anabantiformes, Osphronemidae.